AUGCCGAAAACGCAGUCAAUACAUUACCCGCUUUCUGGGUUAUUUGCUGUGAAUAAACCAUCUGGUCCAACUUCUAUGGCCCUUUUAGAUUCUAUCAAGCCGCUCUUUGGUUACUCGCAGCUGUUCAAGCCUUCAGAAGACGCUCCACCGCCACUGCCAUCUGACAAGAAAAAGAAGGGCAAUAAGUGGCGCAAGAGUAAAGGUGGCGGUGGACGUGGUAUCGGUGGAUUCGCCGUCAAAGUUGGUCAGGGUGGUACGCUUGACCCACUCGCUGACGGUGUGCUUGUCGUUGGUUUGAAUAAGGGUACUAAGAAGCUAGCGGAUCUGUUGAAUUGCUCUAAGGAAUACACUGCUAUUGGAUUGCUGGGAUGCGAGACAGACUCGUACGACUCUAAAGGUGCCGUCGUAUCUAAAUCACCGUGGCAGCAUAUUACAAAAGCCGACAUUGAGAAAGCUCUGGAAGGCUUUAGAGGUGAAAUUGAUCAGCUGCCGCCGAUAUUCUCGGCUAUCAAAAUUGAAGGAAAGAGGUUGUUCGAGUAUGCUAGAGCAGGUGAAGUACCACCAAAGCCAGUUGAGAGCAGAAAAUGCACCAUACAUUCGCUCACUCUUGAAGAUUUUAUCCCUGGAGACAAACACAGUUUCAUAUACCCAACAAAUGAAUUGAGCCAUGAAGAUAAGGUGGCUGCACAGAAAGCACAAGAGUUCGUAAGCCACAGUGACGAUCAGAGUGUAGAAAAGAGUGAUAGUAAUAGCCAACUGAAUGAAGACAAAAGUGAUGAAGAGAAGAUAGACAACGCUCUACGUGCAGAAACAACAGAAGGACCAAAAGCUUUCAAAUUGCGUAUGACAGUAUCAGGAGGUACAUAUGUCAGAUCGAUUGUUCACGAUCUCGGUAAAGCACUCGGAUCAUCAGCUCACGUCGUUGAGCUGACGAGAACGCGACAAGGGGAGUUUGCACUCCCUCAAGCUUCGAUGGAAGAUGGUGGUUUGUCCACUGGUAAGAAUGUGAUUGAUUGGAGUGUGUUUGAAAAGGCAUUGGCAGAGAAGACCGACGAAUACAAGGAGGGUGAACUUGCAGAAUGGGAGCAAAGGCUCAUUAGCGUGAUAAAAACUGAUAUAUAG
This is a messenger RNA of Wallemia ichthyophaga EXF-994, 1122 nucleotides long. RefSeq names its product putative tRNA pseudouridine synthase 4. Gene Ontology annotation, cellular component: mitochondrion. Gene Ontology annotation, molecular function: pseudouridine synthase activity; RNA binding. Lineage: Eukaryota; Fungi; Basidiomycota; Wallemiomycetes; Wallemiales; Wallemiaceae. Gene Ontology annotation, biological process: mRNA pseudouridine synthesis; tRNA modification. The coding region runs from base 1 to 1122 and encodes 373 amino acids. The transcript is spliced from 2 exons. The record is from RefSeq and is a predicted model, not a curated record.